Trichoderma breve is the source of this 888-nucleotide messenger RNA. RefSeq names its product nmrA-like family domain-containing protein. Bases 1 to 888 code for a protein of 295 amino acids. NCBI's taxonomy places the organism in Eukaryota, Fungi, Ascomycota, Sordariomycetes, Hypocreales, Hypocreaceae. The transcript is spliced from 2 exons. The record is from RefSeq and is a predicted model, not a curated record.
AUGACCAGGCAAAUCACGGUUAUUGGCGCCACAGGCAUUCAGGGCGGGUCUGUCAUCAGAGCUCUGGUGAAAGACCCCGCCUACUCACUUACAGCCAUCACCCGUAAUAGCCAAAGCGAAGCAGCCAAGAAACUCGCAUUACAGGGGGUUCGUAUUGUUGAGGCUAACCUCGACGAUGUUACUGCGCUUCAGGCAGCCUUUUCUGGGACAUCGGUUAUUUUCGCGGCCACAAACUUUUUUGAGCCUUUUAUGAAGUACGAUGCCGCACAGGCUACCGAGAUUGAGACAAGACACGGAAUCAACAUUGCCAAAGCUGCAGCUGUGACACCAACACUGGAGCACCUCGUCUGGUCGACUCUUCCCAACACAGAUCGAAUUAGUGGAGGCAAAUUCGCAAUCCCCCAUUAUGUGAGCAAGAACAGGGUCAACGACUUUAUCAAGUCGGAUCCGGUGUUACUCCCUAAGACGACAUUUCUCUGGGUCCCCGUCUAUGCUUCUAAUAUGAACUACCCAUUUUAUCCAUCAGUACAAUUCCCACUUGUUGGUGAUGCGACGGUUAAUGUCGGCCUUUUCACGAGAGCAAUCAUCGAGCAAUCCGACAAGACACUUGGCGGCAAAUUCGUGUAUGCCAUGACCGAUGUUAUGACGGCUGGAGAGAUGCUUGCGACAUGGGCAGAGGUGCACGGCGUCGAAGCAGAAUACGUGCAGGUAGACAAGGAGACAUAUUACAGCCUGUGGCCCAAAUGGGGCAAAGCAAUGGAUAGGAUGCAUGAAUACGCUGAGUGGGCUAAGGAGAAGAGUUUCUCGGGCGAAGACGUUAUCCUGACCAAGGAAGACCUGGGCAUCGCUGGAUUAAAGGGCACGCGGGCUGCAUACGCCGAGAUGUAA